UUGCACAAUCGCUCAACUUCCUGGUGUUUCGGCCGUCGUCUUAUUGCAGCACAAUUCCUUGAGCCAAUGUACUUUCUGGUGGUGCUUCUAACAAUUACAGCACUUUGGAUAGAGAAAUGUGACGCAGCAACCCUGACAUGUACUGGAUGUACCCAACCUCCUAAUGAAGCUGACUACUACUGUCCUGGAGAAACACAGUUUUUAUACUUUUUUUGUGAAGCUUUUGAUUCUGCUCAAUUAACAUGGGGAAUUCCCAACUUAAUAUUAAUCCAAUAAAUUUUGGUGCAGCAACAGUGUCAGUGAAAAAGUCAUUACUAAUAACCGAGUCACAGCAAUACUCGACAAGAAAGAGACAAAUGGUGGACAAGUGGGAAAUUUUUCAUCUCAUCUAUGGAUUGAUUUUAGAAAUGUUACAAACAUGGAGCUCAACAUAACUUGUAAAACUUCCGCAGAUACCGCCUACAAAGAACUUCUGCCACUAGAAAACACAUUCAGUCCUUACGAAAUAUAUGCUGUUGCAACCACCUUGGAUCCCGGGAUUGAUGGACUCUUUGUUUACUAUCAAUGGAGUCACCCACAUCCAGAACAAGUAUUUGUCUAUGAAACAGAAGUAUAUGAAAGCGACCAGAUCAUUCAUAGAAUGAAUGUUUCUAGUGCAAUUAUGAAUGCAACCUGUCAAAUAGAAAACAUAACCAUGUGUAACAACUGUUAUUCGGUAGUUGUUACUGCUGUGGAUCGGUGUGGACAACGAAGCAUGAACUCUACAAACAUUGAAAUUGUUGCUGAUACAAGGACUGUUAAAGUGGAGGACGAAUCAAAGCUUAAUGCUGCAUCAAUAACUCUUAUACCCAUUGUUGCUAUUGAAACUGUGCUCAUUGUCAUUUUGACUGCAAUAGCAAUAUACUUGGGAAGAAGGGGGGUUAGCUAUAAUUAUGUAUACAUUGGUUAAACAUUAUGUAUAACUUUGAAAUGAGUUCAUAAGUGUUGUUUUGUUUCAUCCUUAGUAUUCUCUCAAGUGUAUUAUAACUAUCAUCAUUAUUAUAUAGUCUACAGAUCGAGAAUGAAUAUUGCUAUCAAUGUGUUUUCUUGCUUAAUAAUUUUGACUCUGUAAGGGUUAGCUACUGGACAAAGAAAAAAUGAAUGGGUAAGUUUAUGUCUUCAUUCUACUUCUCCAAAGCAUCACAAAGUA
Messenger RNA from Geodia barretti, 1189 nucleotides. The record is from the annotation of a GenBank genome assembly. NCBI's taxonomy places the organism in Eukaryota, Metazoa, Porifera, Demospongiae, Tetractinellida, Geodiidae.